This is a messenger RNA of Vombatus ursinus (common wombat), 744 nucleotides long. It is a transcript of the gene MMD2, whose product is annotated as monocyte to macrophage differentiation associated 2. NCBI's taxonomy places the organism in Eukaryota, Metazoa, Chordata, Mammalia, Diprotodontia, Vombatidae. The record is from RefSeq and is a predicted model, not a curated record. The transcript has 7 exons. Gene Ontology annotation, cellular component: membrane. Gene Ontology annotation, molecular function: pore-forming activity.
AUGCAAAGGUCUCUGCUGCCACUGCUGCUGAAGGAUUCUUGAAAUCCAAGGUUCAUGAAUCACAGGGUUCCGGCCAACAAAAGGUACCAGCCUACAGAAUAUGAACAUGCGGCCAACUGUGCCACACAUGCUUUCUGGAUUAUCCCCAGCAUCCUUGGCAGUUCCAACCUUUACUUCCUGUCUGAUGAUGACUGGGAAACAAUUUCUGCUUGGAUCUAUGGCUUUGGCCUAUGUGGCCUCUUUGUUGUCUCCACAAUCUUCCACACCAUCUCCUGGAAGAAAAAACACCUCAGGAUGGUGGAACACUGCCUGCACAUGUUUGACAGGAUGGUGAUCUAUUUCUUUAUAGCAGCAUCGUACGCCCCCUGGCUUAAUCUCCGGGAGCUUGGUCCCUGGGCCGCCCACAUGCGCUGGAUUGUCUGGCUCAUGGCUUCUGUUGGGACCAUCUAUGUGUUCUUCUUCCACGAACGAUACAAACUUGUGGAGCUGCUCUGCUAUGUCGUGAUGGGGUUUUUCCCAGCUCUAGUCAUCCUUUCUAUGCCCAACACUGAUGGAAUCUUGGAGCUCAUGACCGGAGGUGUCUUUUACUGCUUUGGGAUGGUGUUCUUCAAGAGUGACGGGCGGAUUCCCUUUGCCCAUGCCAUCUGGCACCUCUUUGUGGCAUUUGGAGCUGGCACCCACUACUAUGCCAUCUGGAGGUACCUCUACCAGCCCAACACACUGGAGUCAAAAGUGUCCAAAUGA